AUUCAUCGCGGGCUUUCACAAAAUCAUAAUUGCUGCUUUUGCUUUUUUGGGCAUUCAUAAUUCAUAAAUCUAGGGUUUAUUGCUCCAUUAACACUGCAAAGAUUCGUGCUUUAUUACUCAUAUCACUGUUUACAGCAAUUCCCCAUUUAGGUUAUUCGCAUAUAUACUUGAAUUGAGUAAUAUUUGUGUUUUUAUUUUUCCUAUUCUUAGCUGUAGUUUGAAGUGUGCUUCUUUCCAUGCCUGAAUGUUUAUUUUUAAUUUAGUUAUUUGGUGAUAUUUUGGUGGGGUUUUGAAUGAGGGGCAUGAUUUUGCUAUGUGGUGAGAAAUGAGGGCUGGAGUGACUGAGAGAUGGGGUGUGCUUUUGGGAAAGAUGUUUCUGAUUCUGGCUCACCCGGUGGGAACGGUGUUGUGGAUAGGAGGAGAGAGAAGGGAAGGGAGAGAGAGUUGGCAGUGACAGCUGAGAGUGGGGAGAGAAGAGUAGAGAGUUCAGUAAGUAAAGCAAAUGGUGGUGAGGUUCAGAAUGGUGGGGUUAAGAAGGAGGAUUUGAAGGAUGGGAUUGUGAGGCAAUCGAGAAGCGAAAAGAGGAGGGUGAAGCCGAAUCCUAGGUUAAGUAACCCGCGGAAUAAUGUUCAUGGUGAGCAAGUGGCUGCUGGAUGGCCUUCUUGGCUCGUGGCAGUUGCUGGCGAGGCUCUCAACGGUUGGAUCCCCCGCCGGGCUGAUACAUUCGAGAAGCUCGAUAAGAUUGGACAAGGUACAUAUAGUAAUGUGUAUAAAGCUAGAGAUGCUCUAACCGGAAGCAUUGUUGCGUUGAAGAAGGUUAGAUUCGAUAAUUUAGAGCCAGAGAGCAUAAGGUUUAUGGCUAGGGAGAUUUUAAUCCUGCGCCGUUUGGAUCAUCCAAACGUCAUCAAAUUGCAAGGUUUGGUAACCUCGAGGAUGUCAUGUAGUUUGUACCUAGUGUUUGAUUAUAUGCCACAUGAUUUGGCUGGCCUUUCAUCGAGUCCCAACAUCAAGUUUACAGAGCCUCAGGUGAAAUGCUUUGUGCACCAGCUAUUGUCUGGCCUUGAACACUGCCACAGCCGCUAUGUUUUGCACCGUGAUAUUAAAGGUUCCAACCUUCUAAUUGACGACGAAGGAGUUUUGAAGAUUGCUGAUUUUGGGUUAGCUUCCUCCUUCGACCCCAGCAACAAGCAGCCUAUGACAAGCCGUGUGGUUACUCUGUGGUAUAGAGCGCCUGAGCUGCUUCUUGGUGCCACUGACUAUGGCGAGGGCAUUGACUUGUGGAGCGCUGGGUGCAUCUUAGCUGAGUUAUUUGCUGGGAAGCCCAUUAUGACGGGGAGGACAGAGGUGGAACAACUACACAGGAUUUUUAAGUUAUGUGGUUCUCCGUCUGAUGAGUAUUGGAAAAAGUCGAAGCUACCGCAUGCAACCAUAUUCAAGCCACAAGCAGCAUACAAAAGGCGUAUAGCAGAGGCAUUUAAGGAUUUCCCACAGUCAUCACUGCCUUUGAUUGAGACACUACUUGCUAUUGAUCCAGCUGAGCGUCAAACUGCCACAGCUUCUUUAAGGAGCGACUUCUUCACUACAAAACCUUAUGCAUGUGAUCCUUCAAGCCUUCCCAAGUACCCACCAAGUAAAGAGAUGGAUGCUAAGCGUCGGGAUGAAGAAGCUAGAAGGUUAAGAGCUGGCGGUAAGACAAAUGCUAAUGGUGUGAAGAAACCACGGACACGUGAACGAGCAAUGCGGAAAAUGCAUGCCCCUGAAGCCAAUGCCGAGCUGCAAGCCAACCUUGAUAGGCGGCGUCUGAUCAACCACGCAAACGCAAAGAGCAAAAGCGAGAAAUUCCCCCCUCCUCAUCAAGAUGGAGGACUCGGCUACACUUUGGGGUCGUCACAUCUAAUUGACCCAGCCUUUGAUCCUCCUGACGUCCCGUUCAGUUCCAUGAACUUCUCGUAUGCCAAAGAACCCAUCCAAACUUGGUCAGGCCCGUUGGCUGACCCUACUGGUGUCGGGGCCUCAAGAAGGAAGUCAAAGCAGUCCAAGAAAAGUUCUGUACUGAAUUAAUCAACUCGGAGUCACCUCACAAGAUACGGCACAAGCUCUUUUCCCGGUAUGUGCCUCUAUUUGCAUCUCUUUCCCCGGCCGGAUAGUCUGCAAUUCUUUGAGAGAAAAAUUUGUCCCACAUUUCUUGUUUCUGUAUAUUUUUUUGGGAUCAUGAGAAUAUUUACAGUUCUGUAUAUACUGAAAAGUUUCCCCUUUCCAUUGGAACAUACAGUAAUCUUGAUCUAUGAGAGUAUUUCAAUUUCAAUGUCAA
Molecule: messenger RNA, 2311 nt
Organism: Salvia hispanica
Lineage: Eukaryota; Viridiplantae; Streptophyta; Magnoliopsida; Lamiales; Lamiaceae
Product: putative serine/threonine-protein kinase At1g54610
Biological process (GO): positive regulation of transcription elongation by RNA polymerase II; protein phosphorylation
Cellular component (GO): cyclin-dependent protein kinase holoenzyme complex; nucleus
Molecular function (GO): ATP binding; RNA polymerase II CTD heptapeptide repeat kinase activity
Source: RefSeq, a predicted model, not a curated record